UUGCCAAAAACUUGUCUGAUGAUGGUAGAGAAUCUCCAGCCCUAAAUAUGGAGAUUGUGAGGAAAGAAAUAGGAUUGGAAUGGAUGCUUAGACCUGCUGAUAGGACUGACAAAGGGCCCACGAUAACUGCUGGUAUGAAGUCUGAGGACAUGAUGCUAGAGGAGCCUUCAACUGAGGAGAUAAAGAAGGUGAAUCCAAAAGAGUUGAAUCCAUACUUAAAGGAGAAUGGAACAGGUUAUCCAGAGGAAGAAGAUGAAAGAAAAGGUGGUGGAGACCAAUUUCUGUCUUCUUCACUGUUGGGGAUGGAGUGCAAGUUGGAGAAUGAAAUCCUUGAAGCGAGCCAAGAGCAGCAGAUCGAGAAGGACGGAGCUUGA
Carica papaya (papaya) is the source of this 374-nucleotide messenger RNA. The record is from RefSeq and is a predicted model, not a curated record. NCBI's taxonomy places the organism in Eukaryota, Viridiplantae, Streptophyta, Magnoliopsida, Brassicales, Caricaceae.